GUUGGGUCCUCAUUUUAAAUCCAACAUGGCGGCGUCCGUGCGCGUGAGCUGUGUCCUCCGCGUUACACUCGGGGGAGCCCUGUCCCUCCGUCCUCUCGCAGGAGCCGUUGUCCACACGGCUCCUCUGUCCCGGGUAUCGGCUCUCUGUCUGCAGAGAGCCGCUCUGCCUCCAGCUCCAAUGUGGCAACAGACAAGACACGGCAGCUUUUUCAACAAAUUGACGGCGGCGGAGUUGUGGAGAGGUGUCCUGGCUGAGACCGGGGCCGGAGCGAGGAAAGGCAGAGGGAAGAGAACCAAACGUAAACUAAAGCGGGACCUGAACCGUGGACAGAGCCUUGGAGAAGGUCGUGGUGGUUUCCUGUGGCCGGGCCUGAACGCUCCCAUCCUGAAGGACGGAUCUGUUCAGAAUAUGUCCCGCAGAGGUGAAGCUGAGCAGCAGGUGGUGCAGGCGGAGCUAGUUCGUCAGAGAGAUGAGUGGGAGAAGAAGAAAAGGUUAAAGGUGAAGAGGGAGCGAGGAUGGACCGGUAACUCGUGGGGAGGCAUCAGUCUGGGACCUCCGGAUCCUGGUCCAAAUGGAGAAACCUUUGAAGACUUUGAUUCUCGUGUGAUUGAGGUGAAGAGCGUCUUCAACAUGACGGCCAAAGAGGGCAGGAAGAGGUCGAUCAGCUGUUUGGUCGCUGUGGGAAAUGGCAAUGGAGCUGCAGGUUUUGCUGUGGGUAAAGCAGCAGAUAGAAACACAGCUCUCAGAAAAGCUAAAAACCGAGCCAUUCACUUCUUGUACUUUAUCGAACGAUUCAACAACCACACAAUCUAUCACGACAUCGACUCAAAGUUCAAAAGGACGAAGCUGCGCAUGAAGAAGCAAAACAAAGGCUACGGUUUGCACUGCCAUCGGGCCGUCAUCACUCUCUGCAGACUCAUCGGCAUUGAGGACAUGUACUGCAAAGUCGAAGGAUCUGUCAAUCUCCUCAACAUCACCAGGGCACUUUUCAAGGGCUUAGCCAAUCAGGAAACCCACCAGACUCUAUCGGACAAGAAAAGGCUGCACGUGGUGGAGUUUAAGUCAGAACGUGGACCGCUGCCCCUAGUGGUGGCCAGUCCUAAGACGGGCGUGCGACUGGAGCCCCAACCCGAGGACGAGAUCCCCGACACCAAACUGCACUGGGACGACGUGAGGGCCGCACAGGGCAUGAAGCGCUCCAACUGGGCCACGGUCAAACGCACCAUCUGGUAGAAGGACCGUAGAGACAUGUGAACACGAGGAAUGUGGAGAUAUCUGGGCUCGGACUGACUUAAAAACUCUUAAACAUACAGCUCAUAAUUAUGAUAACAGUUGUGUAUCCAACCAGAACACCUGCUGUACAAAAUAUUAUAUUCAAAUGUUAUUAUAAAUGGUAAAAUAAAUGUACAGUUGGAAGUUA
This is a messenger RNA of Periophthalmus magnuspinnatus, 1421 nucleotides long. It is a transcript of the gene mrps5, whose product is annotated as mitochondrial ribosomal protein S5. Lineage: Eukaryota; Metazoa; Chordata; Actinopteri; Gobiiformes; Gobiidae. Gene Ontology annotation, biological process: translation. Bases 26 to 1234 code for a protein of 402 amino acids. The transcript is spliced from 12 exons. Gene Ontology annotation, cellular component: ribosome. Gene Ontology annotation, molecular function: RNA binding; structural constituent of ribosome. The record is from RefSeq and is a predicted model, not a curated record.